GUGAGGACGCCUCCGCCCCUUUGGCGUCCGUUUCCCGCCCCCGACUUCGCCUCCCGCUGCUGCCGCUGCUACGGCCGCCGCCACUACUACCACCACCACCGCUACCGCCACCGCUGCUACCGCCGCCACCGCCUGCCGCGGCCUGGGCCUCCCGCCGCUAGCAUGCCGCACGCCUUCAAGCCCGGCGACUUGGUGUUUGCCAAGAUGAAGGGCUACCCGCACUGGCCAGCCCGGAUUGAUGAUAUUGCUGAUGGCGCUGUAAAGCCUCCACCCAACAAAUACCCCAUCUUCUUCUUCGGUACACAUGAAACAGCCUUUUUGGGACCCAAGGACUUGUUCCCUUAUGACAAAUGUAAAGAUAAAUACGGCAAGCCCAACAAGAGGAAAGGUUUCAAUGAAGGACUGUGGGAAAUCCAGAACAAUCCACACGCCAGCUACAGUGCUCCACCGCCAGUGAGCUCCUCUGACAGUGAGGAGGCCCCCGGAGCUGACCCUGUGGGCCGAAGUGACGCAGAUGAGGACGACGAGGACCGGGGUGUCAUGGCCGUCACUGCCGUGACUGCUGCUGCUGCCAGUGACAGGAUGGAGAGUGACUCCGACUCCGACAAGAGCAGCGACCACAGUGGCCUGAAGCGGAAGACGUCAGCACUGAAGAUGUCCGUCUCAAAACGAGCUCGCAAAGCCUCCAGUGACCUGGAUCCAGCCAGCAUCUCACCAUCAGAGGAUGAGAACUCUGAGAGUUCAUCUGAGUCGGAGAAGACCAGUGACCAGGACUUCACCCCUGAAAAGAAGACCGUGGGCCGGGCGCCUCGGAGGGGGCCCCCUGGAGGGCGGAAGAAAAAGAAGGUGCCCACAGCCUCCGACUCUGACUCCAAAGCAGACUCAGACAGGGUGACGCCCAGGGUGACACCACAGCCAGCGGUGGCGGUGGCUAGGUCAGCAUCGUCGUCCUCCUCCUCUUCUUCCUCGUCUGACUCCGACGUAUCUGUUAAGAAGCCUCAACGUGGUCGGAAGCCAGCGGAGAAGCCGCCCCCGAAGCCCCGUGGGAGGAAGCCAAAGCCUGAGCGGCCACCCUCCAGCUCCAGCAGCGACAGCGAUAGCGAUGAGGUGGACCGCAUCAGCGAGUGGAAGCGGCGGGAUGAGGAGCGGAGACGGGAGCUGGAGGCCCGGCGGCGGCGGGAACAGGAAGAGGAGCUGAGGCGACUGCGUGAGCAGGAGAAGGAGGAGAAGGAGAGGCGACGGGAGCGGGCUGAGCGCGGGGAGGCUGAGUGUGCAGGCAGCGCGGGCAGCAGCGCCGACGAGCUCAGGGAUGACGAGGAACCCGGCAAGAAGCGCGGCCGCAAGGGCCGGGGCCGCGGCCCCCCGUCCUCCUCCGACUCGGAGCCCGAGGCCGAGAUGGACCGAGAGGGAAGGAAGUCUGGGAAGAAGUCUCAGCCACAGGGCUCGGAGCCUCCGAAGAAGCCCAGCCAGAAGGAAAAGAGGGGCCGGCCUGAGGACAAGCCCCGAGCCAGGCCUGGAAAGGUGGAACGAACCCGGAAGCGGUCGGAAGGGCUCCCACUGGACAGGAAGGUGGAGAAGAAGAAAGAACCUUCUGUGGAGGAGAAGCUGCAGAAGCUGCACAGUGAGAUCAAGUUUGCAUUGAAGGUUGACAACCCUGACGUGCAGCGGUGUCUGAACGCACUGGAUGAGUUGGGCACCCUGCAAGUGACCUCCCAGAUCCUGCAGAAGAACACCGAUGUGGUGGCCACUCUGAAGAAGAUUCGCCGGUACAAAGCCAACAAGGACGUGAUGGAGAAGGCGGCGGAAGUCUACACGCGGCUCAAGUCGCGGGUGCUGGGGCCCAAGAUUGAGGCAAUCCAGAAAGCAAGUAAGAUGGGCGGCGAGAAGGAGAAGACGGAGGAGCUGCUGAGCGGGGAGGAGGCCCCCAAAGAGAAGGCUGAGGACGAGGCCGCCGCUGAUCUCCCGGCUCCCGUGAACGGUGAUGCCACGUCGCAGAAGGGGGAGAGCAUGGAAGAAAAGGAGGAGGAUGGACAGGACUCUGAGGAGGGCCCUAGGUGUGGCUCUGAAGAUGUGCACAGCGACAGCCUGCGGGAGGGCCCAUCCCCGGACAGGCCUGGGGGCGAGCGGCAGGAGCGCGAGCGGGCGCGGCUGGACUCGGGGUCCCCGGAUGAGGAGAGCUGAGCUCGGCCUGCAGUUGCCGUCCACUUCCCAACCCCCACCAGAGCAGAGACCUUUGGGGGAAACCCCGCUGUGCUGUUCGUUUGUAUCUGUCCCCUCAGGGGUUUUCUGCUUAAUUUCUGUGAUUUCUGACCGACAUGAAAUGACUAUAAAGGGUUUUCUAAU
Molecule: messenger RNA, 2343 nt
Organism: Perognathus longimembris pacificus (Pacific pocket mouse)
Lineage: Eukaryota; Metazoa; Chordata; Mammalia; Rodentia; Heteromyidae
Gene: Hdgfl2
Product: HDGF like 2
Exons: 16
Coding region: 163-2181 (672 amino acids)
Biological process (GO): regulation of transcription by RNA polymerase II
Cellular component (GO): nucleus
Molecular function (GO): transcription coregulator activity; double-stranded DNA binding
Source: RefSeq, a predicted model, not a curated record